GGUUGGCUGAGACUCGGUCGGAUAACGCGAAGCAAAACCGGUUAACAAAUCACAGCGGCGUCGGAAAGACGCUAGGCGUACGCUUGACGCACUUGAGAACGACGCAACCCACCUGCCACUUUAUAUAUAAUAACUCUGCUUUUUUACCUUCUUCCUCCCAAAAAACAUUAUAUCCCGGCGAGUUUUCUCUCUCUAUCCUUGUCAUCGUAUCCGUUGAUUCCUCGUCGCACUUCACUUCAGCCUAGAAGAAACAGUCUACUUCGCUAAUAAACAUAUAUAACAAGAUGUUUGGCGCAUCUAAUCCUUUUGGACAGGGAUCUAGCAGCAGCAGUCCUUUUGGGACCCAAACUCAAUCUGUGUUUGGUCAGAACAACAACGCGUCUAGUAAUAAUCCCUUUGCGCCAAAGCCCUUUGGUGCUUCUAGUCCUUUUGGCGCGCAGACUGGUGGUUCUAUGUUUGGAGGCACUUCAACCGGUGUGUUUGGUCAGGCUCAAGCUUCUUCCCCUUUUGGUGCUUCUAGUCCUUUUGGUGCGCAGACCGGUGGUUCUAUGUUUGGAGGUACUUCAACCGGUGUGUUUGGUCAGGCUCAAGCUUCUUCCCCUUUUGGUGCUUCAUCACAAGGGUUUGGGAGCUCUACUCCGAGCUUUGGAGCACCUUCUGCUCCUGCCUUUGGCAAUUCUCCUUCACCUUUUGGUGGCACUUCAACAUUUGGACAGAAUGGCUUCUCAACGCCUCAGUCAAGUCCUUUCGGAAGCACCACACAACAGUCACAGCCUGCUUUUGGAAACAGCACUUUCGGGUCAUCUACACCCUUUGGUGCCUCCACCACUCCUGCCUUUGGCUCUACGAAUACAUCUGCCUUCGGCGCCUCAAGCACACCUGCCUUCGGCUCCACCAAUACAUCUGCCUUCGGUGCCUCAAGCACACCUGCAUUUGGCGUGUCACCCACUCCUGCCUUUGGUAACUCUGGCACUGCAUUUGGCAACAAUGCUUUUGGUUCUGGAGGUGCUUCAGGUACACCUGGGUUUGGCGCUUCAACCACUCCUGCGUUUGGCGCUUCAACCACUCCUGCCUUUGGUUUUGGCUCCUCCCCAGCUUUCGGACAGACUACGCAUUCUCCCUUUGGAGCUCAAGGUUCUCAGUCUUCGAACUCAACAACCUUUGGAAAUCAACAACAGGGUGGUAGUAGAAUCAUUCCAUAUACAUCUACAAUAGAUGCAGAGUCUGGAACUGGAGCCCCUGGGAAGCUACAAUCAAUUUCUGCUAUGACUGUCCACAAAGAAAAAUGCCAUGAGGAGCUCAGGUGGGAGGACUUCCAGCGGGGAGAUAAAGGUGGAAAACUUCCUGCGGGUCAAGCUAGUGUGUUCUCUCAGCCCACGAACCCUUUCGGCCAGACAUCUACCAAUCCUACAAAUCCAACACACACCUUUCAAAGCACAAUAGCCCCAAAACCAAACCCUUUCGGCCAGACAUCUACAAACCCAAACCCUUUCGGCCAGACAUCUACAAACCCAAACCCUUUCGGCCAGACAUCUACAAAUCCAACACAAGCCUUUCAAAGCACAAUAGCCCCAAACCCAAACUCUUUCGGCCAAACAGCACCAACCCCCAGUCCUUUCGGCCAGACAUCUGCAAACCCAACAACCGCCUUUCAAAGCACAAUAACCCCAAACCCAAACCCUUUCGGCCAGACAGCACCAACCCCAAGCCCUUUCGGCCAGACAUCUGCAAACCCAACAAACCCCUUUCAAAGCACACCAAACCCUUUCAGCCAGAACACUCCAGCAACUAACACAAAUUUCUCGUCUCCUUUUGGCCAACCUACUACCCCAUCCUUGUUUGGAACUUCAUCAAAUACCACACCCGGUUUUGCACCAUCCUCUGGUUUUGCAGCAACCACUACGCAGCCAUUUGGUCCAUCAAACACUCCUUCAUUUGCCUCUUCGUCAGUCUUCAAUUCUUCUGGCUCCUCUCCGUCACUGUUUAGUUCGACUCCUGCACAAGGGUCAACUCCAGCAUUUAGCAGUGGAAACUUUAACAACAGUCAGUCAGCUCAGCUGUUUAGCUCAAACCCCUCAUUUGCACAGACUGGGUUUGGACAAAAUACAAAUACCCAACCUAGCAUUUUCAGUACACCUUCCACUGGAUUCCCAAACAUGUCUACAAGCUUUCCAUCAAGCAUCGCUCCCUUAAGUCAAACAAAGCCUUCUGGUCCGACACUCCAGCAAUCAACUCAGCCAACUCAACCAUCUUUCAGUUUCAACAACUCUGGUCAGACUCAAACAGCCGCUGCAGGUGGAUUGUCAUUUUGUCCAGUCAACUUCGGACAAGUGCCUGCUUCGCAACCAAACCCUGUAAGUAACCUCACUGCUACGCAACCAAACCCUGUUGCAAGCCCAUUUGGAACGCUUCCUGCUGUGCCUCAGAUUUCAAUUGGUCAAGGUGGAAAUUCACCUUCGAUUCAGUAUGGAAUCUCCAGCUUGCCUGUCGUUGAUAGACCUGCACCGGCCAGAGUGUCAUCGCUCCUGACUUCUCGACAUCUUUUGCAAAGACGGGUCAUGCUGCCUGCAAGAAAGUACCGUGCUGGGGAUGAUAGUCCGAAGGUUCCAUUCUUCAGUGAUGAAGAGAACUCCAAUACACCUAGGGCUGAUGCGUUUCUCACUCCAAGGGAAAACCCGAGAGCUUUGUUAAUACGCUCACUUAAAAAGGAAACAGCAGCACCGCUGAAGGAUGAGACGACCCCUCUGCAGGAGAAUGGUAAGAGAUCGAAUGGGGUUAUUACUAAUGGAGCUAACAACGAGAAUAAGAGUAAUGGUGAAGUUCGUGAUGCUCCUCCGGUAAAAGCCAAUGAGACACAUGAAAAUCACGGAGGCGACAAGAACGGCGCAAAGAGUUCACCAAGUAGAGCAGAGGUCGAGUCAUUGCUGCCAAAGCUGCAUCACGCUGAGUAUUUCACAGAGCCCCGGGUCCAAGAACUAGCUGCAAAGGAAAGGGCUAAUCCUGGUUAUACCGGACGGGUGAGGGACUUUGUUGUCGGGAGACACGGUUACGGCAGCAUAAAGUUUCUAGGAGAGACGGAUGUGCGUAAGCUCGACUUGGAAAAGUUGGUUCAGUUCAACAACAGGGAAGUGCUUGUGUACAUGGACGAGAGCCAGAAACCUCCUGUUGGUCAGGGACUGAACAAGCCAGCGGAAGUAACGUUGCUCAACAUAAAAUGCAUGGACAAGAAGAGCGGGAAGCAAGUGAAGGAAGGCCCGAGGGUGGAGAAGUAUAAGGAAAUGCUCAAGAGGAAAGCUGAAGAACAAGGAGCUGAGUUUGUGUCUUAUGAUGCUGUGAAUGGCGAGUGGAAGUUUAAGGUCGAACAUUUUUAGUUCUUACAUGGUUGGAAACGACAACGACGUUAGAUCUUUUCUACUCGUCUUUCUUACCGCAAUCUCUAUUUUAUCAGAGUUUUUAUUAGGAAAAUAUUUUAAGUUGGUUUUUGGAUUGGUAAUGGUGGCUGUGGUCUAGUGGCUGUGGAGAUUUGAGGAUUUUAUUCUGUAAAACUGUUAAAAGUGUUUCUUUUUAACAAAAUGAGAAAGUGUAAUAUUCAAAAA
Molecule: messenger RNA, 3596 nt
Organism: Brassica napus (rape)
Lineage: Eukaryota; Viridiplantae; Streptophyta; Magnoliopsida; Brassicales; Brassicaceae
Product: nuclear pore complex protein NUP98B
Exons: 12
Coding region: 285-3371 (1028 amino acids)
Biological process (GO): post-transcriptional tethering of RNA polymerase II gene DNA at nuclear periphery; protein import into nucleus; RNA export from nucleus
Cellular component (GO): nuclear pore; nuclear pore cytoplasmic filaments
Molecular function (GO): structural constituent of nuclear pore
Source: RefSeq, a predicted model, not a curated record